Phascolarctos cinereus (koala) is the source of this 6603-nucleotide messenger RNA. It is a transcript of the gene MARCHF10, whose product is annotated as membrane associated ring-CH-type finger 10. Gene Ontology annotation, molecular function: zinc ion binding. The record is from RefSeq and is a predicted model, not a curated record. Lineage: Eukaryota; Metazoa; Chordata; Mammalia; Diprotodontia; Phascolarctidae.
CUCUUGGUUGUUGUCUUCUCAUCUGAGAAAUGGUAUGGGUGAAAGAACCUUGCUCUAGACAGUCAACACCAACUCAGGAACUCUCAAACUAUUGACCUUACUACUAGGGCUGGAAAAGUUCAUUUCUUAGGAAUCACUGUUCAGUGAUCUGGCCUCAGGAGGAAAAAAAAAUAGAAAAGGUAGCCAAGGACUUGAGGUUUGGUUUCAGGUUCACUUAGGAAAGCACAAGUAUUUCUGUCUUUCUUAGGCAUUGUCAACUUAAAACACAGGCUCAUUUUUUUCUCAUUCUUUAUUUAAAAAAAGACCAUGACAGCUUCACUCUAGAGGGAUGGGUAGCAACAAUAACAGUAAAAAGAAUUAUAUGUCCCAUUUCUAUAGCGCUUUACAAUUUACAAAGCACUUUUUCCCAAUGAUGCCUUGUAGUAGUAAGUUGCAAAACAACCCAUAAUCCUCCUCCCAUAACAGCCCCCACCAAGUUCAUUACACCUCAGCCUGACUCCCACCUCCUUCUUCAAUCGGUUUCCAUGGCAACAGCCAGAGCUCCCUACCCCUCCUCAGCCCCGAGGCCAUUGCCCUGGCGCAGCAGGGAUCUAGGAGAGGCCAGUGAUCUAGGCUAGGUCUCAGAUAGCGCUCCCCUCCCCUUCCCUUCUUCCCCGCUCCCUUCGCUCCCGAGCAUCGCGCAGCCGCACUGGGAUCACUCCUGGACUCGCGACCUACAAUCCAGGCCAGGUAGCCCCAGUUCACGGAAGGAGGAGGGGUGGUUGCUAAGGAAACGGGAGGACGCCCAGCAGUCCCGAGUGCCGCCUCCGCCUAGGCCUCCGAGAAGGCCCAGCAGUCGCCGCCGUUUGCAAGCAGCCCUCAGGGGGGAGGAGGACGAAAAAGAGAAGGAGGAGGAGGAGGAGGAGGAGGAGGAGAGGGACUAUCCCUUCCCCCCUGCGACUGAUGUGCUGUGGACCCCCACCCCCGACACGCCCGAGGUCACUCUGCCCAGCCCCCUCCCCUUAGCCCCUCCGAGUGGAGAAAGCGCAGCAUCGCCCAGGAUGACUUCAGAUGGCCUUUUGGCUGAAUAAGACGACAAGAGCUGAGAUCAGUUGGGGUUAAAUUUUCAUGAUGCACGAAGCAAGGGACAGGCAGAAAUUCGUCAAUGAUGCUCAAUAUCUGCGGGAUAUGCAGCACAAGGUGGACUCCGAGUACCAGGCUUGCCUGAGAAGACAGGAGAAGAAACGAGAUCAAUUUUGUAGGCAAGAGUCAAGUUUUGAGAGACCCCGACCUUCAUGUAUAUCAUCUUCCAGACAGAACUCAGCUGAGGAUUUGGGACCCGAGCAAAGGGCAACAAUCAAGGCUUCUGUAACAAAAUCUGAAUCAAAGCUUCCAGCCAUAGACCAAACACCAGUCAAGCAGAAACAGAAAGUUACCACAUGUUCAUCAAAGAAACCCGAGAAAAAUGUGGGUGGCACCAGCAAACCAGCUCCACCAGCACAGGCACAGAUAUUAUCAAGGAAGAAGAGGCCCAACCUGGGGAGAUUGACAGUAAGCCCAGAAGUGCAGAGAAGACCAUCUGGAGAUAGAAGCAGGCAGAUCUCAUUGCUGCAGGGAAAAGAGCAAACUCCCAGAGGACCAGAUUCAGUAAUGCAACAAGAUGUGUGGUCGAAUGAUUCUAAGAUGAAGAGGCAAACUCGAGAGAGAAGAAACUUUGUUCCAUCUUCACAACUAAAUGUAGAUCAAAAAACACCUGAAAAAGUCUCCAAAGACUGGACUGUUCUUUCCCCAUCUCAGCCAUCUUUACCUGUAUCAUCAUCUUUCCAAGGAGCAAAUGGUUCCCAGACAUUGGGUGAAUCCAUUGUACCAUCCCUCACAUCUACUAGCACAGUGCAACCAAGAAGGGCAUCAGUUAGGUUCAGAGAUGAAGACUUUUACUCCUUUUUAGAAUUAAACACAGUUAAUACUAUAGAAGGAAAUGAAGAUGCUGAAGAUAUUGCCCAUUUAGAAGAAGAAUUUCUACUUGCUGGCAUACAACCACCAUAUUCUUUUAAUAGCAAGAAUAUUGGAUUUAGUAGGAUAAUAGGAACUCAGGUUGAAAACCAGAACUCCGAACAGGACCUUGAAAAUAGCAGACCUAGUCCAUUAAAAAGAAAUGAAGCUGCUCAUUGCCCAUUGAGAAAAAGUAAUUUGAUGGACUCAGCUCUUGAACAAUCCUUGUUAGGACAAAGGCUGCCUCGAGAUCAUAAAAUCCCUGAUGGCGAUUCCACUAAGGAAAAUGACUGUAUUGAUGACGAAGGUGAGAAAACCUCAUUUAAUUCAUGGGGUAUGAAAGGUGAAAACAGACAAAACAGUUGUUUUAAUAUAGAGACUUUACCAAAUGAUUGUAGUUUUGUGGAAACUAGGCCUGGGAACCAUACUUAUAAUAGAGAUAGGCAAUCCUAUGGAAACAGUCCUAGGAAUUCUUUUGAUUGCUUUCCUCCUAAUAGGUCAGCAGCUCAUAGACCAUUACUGAAUUCAUCUUAUAAUACCCCAAGAUCAUUACUCCAUUCUGCACAGCGAGCUGAGGUUCAGGCAAACUUAUCCUUGACCUCUGUUGUCCUUCAGGGCUCAGAUGCAGAAGGAAACUCAAGGUUUAAUGUUCACCGACCUUUAUCGCCUAUUAGAAGUCGAAAUCGAUCUAUCACUUCUGAAAACCAAGAUACUUCAUCACCGGUAGCCAAUGAAUCUGCAUUUUGUGUCAAGGAAAUUGAAGACAAGAACUUAACAAGUCAGCCACCUGAGGCUCUACUAAGUGAAGAUGUCUUACAAAAUUCACAAGAUGGCUCAUCUUCGGUGGAUCCUCCCAGCUCUCCUCCAUUAAGAAUGAACUUCAGAGGCCAUCUGCAUAUGUCAGAGCCAAUACAAGAGGAAAUACCUUUUACUUUCUUUGCAGUGUCUGAUUUACCAAGCCAAAUUGAAGCUGGAAAUAGAAUGGCAGCUUCUAACUCCACAAAUGCAAAGGAGAGUCAUCAGACAAAGGCAGACCCUGACAAACUGAAGAAACUGCAAGAGAGUCUUCUGGAGGAGGAUUCAGAGGAGGAGGGAGACUUAUGCCGCAUCUGUCAGAUAACUGGGGGUUCCCCAACCAACCCGCUGAUGGAGCCCUGUGGCUGCGUGGGAAGCCUGCAGUUUGUUCACCAGGAGUGCCUGAAAAAGUGGCUGAAAGUAAAGAUUACAUCAGGUGCGGAACUAGGGGCCGUGAAGACCUGUGAAAUGUGUAAGCAGGGCCUGAUCAUUGACCUGGAUGAUUUUAAUGUGAAUGACUACUACAGAAAGCAUCAGCAGUCUCGGGCACAAAAUGAGCUGAUGAACUCGGGUCUGUACCUAGUCCUUCUGCUUCACCUUUAUGAGCAGAGGUUUGCUGAACUCAUGAGACUGAACUAUAACCGAGUGGCAAGAGAGAGGAUUCGGAUUCAGGAGACGGUAAUGAAAACAGUAUAUUCCAAAGCAACAGCCGGUUCAUCUAAUGAGGAGGGUGGUCGUGGAGCUCAAUGUCAGUGGGGGUCCCCUCUACCCAGCUACCUUCUCUGUGCUCCCCAUGUGUGCCUUCUUUCCUCCUUUUUACUGAAACAGAAACCAAUGAGUAUGCAGUUCACAUUUGUACUUUACACCCAUCUCUUUCUGGGGUCUGGCUUGAGUAUUUUAAAACAGCAACACCAACUAACACUAACUUUGGAAUACCAUGGUGCAGAGCAGCUAGUGGUGAGCUAUCUCCUCAUUAUCUCCUCCUCCUGCCCAGUCAGUCCCUCCAGCAACUCCCUACACAUAGUGGGGACAGCCCAGACAACCCCACGCUGCUCUGCUGUCACCUUUUAAGCUCAGAAGCCCAGGGUCACCUGCUUCCUCACCUUAGGAGGUGGGCUCUCUUCGAGGACACUUAGCUACCCUGGUGGGCACAGUGGGAUCUUGGGGUCCUCUCCCGGCACUGCCCAUCUACUCCACACUGAAUGGAAACCUGGCAGUGGCACAAGCGUUCAGCAAACUGAGUUUAUUCACCCACUUUAUUUAGUUCUUCUUUCAGUCUCCACAGACUUAGGGCCCAGGCCCCAGAGGGUAGCACAAGUCACCCUCCUGCCUCCUCCUCCUCUGUAUUCCACCACCUAAGAGACAAGCGUCUGUAAGGUCAGUGGCCUGAGACAGUCUGGAUCCUGGGAUAGCUACCACAGCUGGCGGCCAGUCAUCAAGUUUCUUAGAGGCCCCAGGGUUCUGUUCACUCUAGAGUGUUUUCAUCCUUAUCCCUUAAACCUUCCAGAUCCUUCCCUUAAUACCUUGACUCCCUGUGGUAUAAAAGAUCUUGACUGGAGAGAACUCCUUGAGAUCCCCAAGUCUGAACCACAUUUCAAGAAGCUCUCCGGCAAAAGAGAGUCCAAGGAACCAAAACAGACAUUGGGCCUGAGCAGAGGCCUGCUGGAGAUGUUUGGGCACUGGCCUAGCAGCCUAAGGUAUGGUGCCUUCUUUUCUAGGGACAGGGGAAACUUUAUCCAUGCUCUGCCCUGACCCCAGUGUGCAGGGACAUCACCAGGUACAUCCAUAAUCUCCAGCAGCCCUGCCUCUGGGAUUGACCUCCCUUGAGAUCUGCUAGGUCCUAUCACCAUGGUUCUAAUAGCAUGUAUUUACUAAGGGCUUACCUGUCCCAGCCACUGUGCUAGGCACCAGGCAGAGAGGAAGGAGGGUGCUAAAAACCAAAAUGAAAGUCUCUGCCCUCAGAAAACUUACAUUCUAUCAGGAGACAGCAGGUAACAUAUAUAACUAUAUGCAAGACACAUAAAGCAGGCACAAGGUAAACUUGGAUGGGAAAGCAGAAACAACUGAGGGGGACCAAAAGAAGUCUCAUAUAGGAGGUGAUGCUUGAGUCUUGAAGGAAGCCAAGAGGCAGGGUAAGGAGGAGAGCAUUCCAGGCAAAGGGGACAGCCAGUGCAAAGAUACAGAGAUGGGACAUGGAGCAUUGUGUGUUAGGGGGAUCCAUAGUGUGCAUGGAGAGAUACUGUGAGAUAUUGAAAAGGGAGGAAGAGACCAAGUAGUGAAGACCUUACAUGUCAAAUAAAAGUAAUAGGGAGCCACUAGAUGAUUUUCUUUGAAUGGGGGAUUGGCAUGAUCAGACACAUUGGUGGCUGAGAGGAGUAGGGAUUAUAGUGGGAAGAGGCUUGAGACAGUGGAAAAGUUAGGCAGCUCUUGCAAUAGACCUGUUGAGGUGGUGAGGCUAGUGGCUAGUAGAAGGGGUAAGACAUGUGAGAGAUAUUGAUUGUGGAGACGGAAAUAAGAUUUGGCAAAUUAGUAGAUAUGUAGGGUGAGAAUGAGGAAUUGAGGAUGGCACCAAAAUUUUGAACCUUUAAGACUGGGAAAUCUGGAAGAGUUUGAGAUCUCUAACAUACUCAUUCAAAUGUCCAGUGGGCAGUUGGUGAUGUGAAACGAAGUCAGGACACUUGGAGAUGGACAUACAGAUCUGUGAGUUAUCUGCGUAGAGUUGAUAAUUGAACCUAUGGGAAUUGAUGAGAUCACCAAAUAAAAGUAUAGAGAGAAGAGAGGAGCAGGUGCAGGACAGAACUUUGGCUGGGAUAGUUAGUGGGCAUAUCGCAGCUGGUUAAGGAAAGGGAGAGGACAGUCUCACUAAAAUGCAGAAGAGAACGUCUGGAAGGACAGGGGAGUUAACAGUGCCAAAAGCUGCAGAGAGGUCAGGAAGGAUGCGGAUUCAGAAAAGGCCAUUGAAUUGGUGCUAGGCAUUAGGAGGAGGCAGCAAGAGUCCCCAUUUCCCAGCAUCAUAAUUUUCUGAGUAUGGGCCUGAAGACAUGACCUAGGAUAAGGAAAAGCCAGAGAAGGUAAAGUGGGGGAGAAACAAGAGAGACAGUGUUUAUGUAUGCAGUGGGGAGGAAGAGUGUGGAGGGAUGGGGAAGAAAGGGGAAAGAGAAAGGAGGGAGGAGAAAAGAUUAAAUGGAGAUAAAUAUUAUAGAGAGAGGGGUGGAAAAGGAGAAGAGAUUCUCCUUCACAUCUGGCCGAGACCCAGAUGUAGAGGGUGUUUCCUCCCAAGUUCCCUCAUCCCCAUGCUGGCAAUUUGGGCUUUCAGCCCCGACUGCCACCUGCUGCCAUAGCAACCCCUUUAUUCCCCCUCCCCACUGCUGCUCAGAGCACAAGCUUUUAUUUUUAAAAGGUACUCAGACUAAAAUGUAAGGCCAAAAGGAACCCAUGAAAAUUUAUUUAUAAUUCUAGUUAAAAUUACUCCACAAUCAACCUCAUUUCUUCUGUCAUCUGAAUGGCAGAACAAGGUCUGCCAUACAAUUAAUUACAAAGAUAGACCUAAAAAACACGAACUUCCUUCAGCCAGACAGCCCAUUCUCCCUGAGAACACAUGAAAACAAAGUGACAUCUUUUGAAUAUUGAUGGGACCUGUUAGCCUCCUAAAAUAGGCAUGAUGGAGGUUGAAGACUUCAUUAGGUUGUAAGAGGAAUUCUGAAAAUCUCGAGCUGGUUAUUUUGCACGCAACACAAGACCUUUGGAAUGCCAUGGGAAACCAAGCUUUUAUUUUGAAAAUAAACAGGAUCAUAGGAUCUCUAGAACUGGAAAGAACUUCAGAGGCUAUAUCUGCUC